AUGUCGAUGUCGCAGUUAUCCAUGCGUCGCUGCUCUUCACGAAGCUCCUCUUCACGCGCUUCCUUCCGGCUUUCAUCUCGGAGCAGUCCUUCAGCUGCAGAAGAUGCAAGGACUUGCAGAAUCUGGACUGGGCUACAUGUACUUCGCAGAGGCACAGAUGAUGACCUGCAAAACUGCCGAAGUAACAAGCGGCGAGACACUCUGGCUGCGACGAAUGAGUUCCCUCCGCGGGUUGCCACGGCCAAAGAGAUGGAGAGGCUGGGGAGUAGCAAGCGAAACACAAUAUAG
Molecule: messenger RNA, 288 nt
Organism: Alternaria burnsii
Lineage: Eukaryota; Fungi; Ascomycota; Dothideomycetes; Pleosporales; Pleosporaceae
Exons: 1
Coding region: 1-288 (95 amino acids)
Source: RefSeq, a predicted model, not a curated record